AUGGACUUCGAAGACUCGUCCUUGUCUGGUUGGAUAAUUCAGGGCCCUCUACUCAUGCAAGCCGUGCUGUCUCCAAUAAUUGGCCGUCUGUCGGAUAUCCUUGAUCGUAAAUACCUCGCUUCGAUUCCACCACUGAUAGCCUUCGUCGGUUGCAUCAUCUGCGCGAAAGCCACAUCGAUGAACAUGUUGAUUGGUGGCAGUAUUCUGGUUGGAGUCACCCUAUCGACUAUAGCCAUCGUCCAGUCUAUUCCAUCUGAGAUUCUUCCCCUAAAAUAUCGUGCUGUGGCAAACGGAAUUGCUUUCUUGGGAGGUGCAUCUGCGGGAAUUAUCGGCCAACUCAGCGCAGGAGCGUACAGUAAUAUGAGCUCCAGCGGCUGGCGCUACAUCUUCUGGACGCAAGGCGCAUUCCACUUGACAUCCGCCCUCGGCUUCCUCCUCUUCUACUGGCCACCCCGUCACAGCGACUUCCCGCGCAUGAAGCUGUCAGAAUAUAUCUGGGCGUGCGACCCCAUCGGCUCAGUCCUCUUCAUCGGAAGCUCCACCACGAUCCUCCUCGCCCUCGACUGGGCAGCGGGCACAUACCCCUGGUCUGACGCGCACGUCAUAGCUCCCCUGGUCAUAGGCUGCGUACUCCUCAUCAUAUUCUGCAUCUACGAAUGGCGCGCCCGCACCGACGGCCUCCUCGCCCACGUCUUCUUCCGCUCAGGCCGCAACUUCCCCCUCUCCGUCACCGCCUUCACCGUCGAAGGCUACCUCUUCUACUCGGCCGUGACGGCCAUAACACCGCAACUGAUCCUCCACCUCGCCUGGUCCACGACGCCCUGGACCAUCGCAGUCCGACAACUCAGCUACCUGCUCCCCGUCUUCUUCGCCAGCAUCCCCAUCACGUGGUACAGCACGCGGUACCGCGACAUCCGCUCGCCGCUGGUCCUGUGCUUCGCGCUGUUCCUGGCCGUGACCAUCGCGUACGCGUGCGUCGCGCCGCAUUGGAGCGACGCGCAGUACGGCCUCAACGUGCUGUGCGCCGUGGGCCAGGCCGGCCCGCUGACGCUGCUCGUCGCGGCGGUGCAGUUCAGCGCGCCGCACCAGUUCCUGUCGACGGCGACGGGGCUGGCUUUUUCGGCGCGCGCGAUUGGUGGGGCUGUGGGCUCGGCGGUGCUGGAUGCGAUUGUCAAGGGGUACAUGACCGCGCAUUACGAUGGCGCCGUGGCGCGGGCGGCAGAGGAGGCGGGGAUGGGCGCGGGGUUGGUGGAGAUGGUCGUGGCGGCGAUGGCGGAGGGCGAGGGCGCGACGAGCGUGGAGGCGUUGGGCGAGGUCGUGGCCGGGCAGGUGGGGAGACGGGCGUUGGAGAGCGUUGUGGCCGAGGGGCGGUGGGUGUGGGCUAGGGCGUAUCGGCUGGCGUGGGCGAGUGUGAUACCGUUCACUGUGAUUGCGUUGGUGUGUGUGGCGUUUUUGCAGGGGGUGGGAGAGCUGAUGACUGAGCAUGUGGAGGCGACGGUGGAGAGGGCGCGAGGGGUGGAUGAAGAGAAGAAGGCUGAGAGGGAGUAG
Lasiodiplodia theobromae is the source of this 1548-nucleotide messenger RNA. Its product is annotated as Mfs general substrate transporter. The record is from RefSeq and is a predicted model, not a curated record. Gene Ontology annotation, molecular function: transmembrane transporter activity. Gene Ontology annotation, biological process: transmembrane transport. The transcript has 4 exons. Bases 1 to 1548 code for a protein of 515 amino acids. Lineage: Eukaryota; Fungi; Ascomycota; Dothideomycetes; Botryosphaeriales; Botryosphaeriaceae.